Molecule: messenger RNA, 1259 nt
Organism: Hibiscus syriacus
Lineage: Eukaryota; Viridiplantae; Streptophyta; Magnoliopsida; Malvales; Malvaceae
Exons: 2
Coding region: 72-380 (102 amino acids)
Source: RefSeq, a predicted model, not a curated record
UUGAAGGCAUUUAGGGUUUUCCCCUUUCUUUUGGGGUUUCAUUUCUGACUCGAGAAUGGAUUGUUUGAUUUAUGGGGUUUGUUAGGGGAGUCUUUGGGGUGUGGAUGAGGAUUGACAGUAUGUCUGGUGAUGGAUUAGGUCCUUCGACUGGUCAAUCGAAGCUCAAUUGGAGGGUUCACUUCAGUUCGAUGGAGGAACAAAAGUUGGAUUUCUUCCUUCUAGUUUAUAAUAAUGGUUCUAUGAUGGUGUCCCGUCCAGAGGAGGUCUUCUCUUACUCAGGGAUGGGUGAUGAGGAGUUGCUUGAAGUUCAGGAGGCCACUAGUUUUUCGAAUUGGGCAUCUCACUGUUUGUUAUCUUGGAGUACCUCUGGUUACUUGUAAGCUCACUGAGAAAGAUUGUGGUCCUUUAAUUAAGAAUGUUACUUAUAAGGUAAGUGGUUAGUCUGCUCGAUUUAUGUUCUAUGUGGGAAGGUUGCAAUUAAUUAGGAGUGUGCUUUAUAAUAUUUAAGCCUAUUAGUGUAGGCAUUUCUUUUUGUCUAAGGCUGAUGUUAGGAUAUUAGCUCAACUCUGUUCACGUUUCUUUUGGAAGAGAAGUGACAAGCAGGCUCGGGAGGCCAAGGUUAGUUAGGAAUUGUUUGUAAGCCUAGGGAUGAGGGUGGCCUUAGUCUAAGAGAGUUGGACACUUGGAAUACUGCUAGUAUUGUUCAACAUAUAUAUGGCUUUGAUGGGUGGAGCGAGCUCUCUUUGCCUACAGUGGGUUGAGGCUUACGUGCUGAAAGGGAGAAUGUUUAUGGAGCUUCAUAUUUCUAACGUGUGUAGUUGGUAUUGGAAGAAGUUACUGGAAUUCGUAGUAUGGCCAUACAAUUUGUGAAUUAGGAUACGAGGAUAUGGGGGCAACUGGGGAUGUUUAAGGUUAAAGAUAUUUGGUAGGGGGUUUGACACCAGUGUGCGAAGGUGCCAUGGGUGAGUUUUAUUUGGUUUCCUUAUCUAAUUCCUUGGAAUGGUAUCAUUGUGUGGUUUGUGUUGUUGGACAGGUUACCAAUAAAAGAUAGGCUAUUGAAUAGGGAAUGGAGGUGAAUGGAAGCUGUUGUUUUUACUCAGAGUUGGAGUUGAGAGAUCAUUUAUUUUUCGGGUGUGGUUACUUGAAGAAGGUAUGAGGUGGUGUCCUUGCCUUGUGUCCAUUGUCGAGGCAGGUUGGUACUUAGGUGGCGUUUGAUUCGCUGGAAUGUUUAUGAGGGAAUUGGAAUCUGUGAAUGAAUU